This is a messenger RNA of Anolis sagrei ordinatus, 4865 nucleotides long. Its product is annotated as nuclear receptor subfamily 1 group D member 1-like. Gene Ontology annotation, biological process: cell differentiation; hormone-mediated signaling pathway; negative regulation of transcription by RNA polymerase II. Gene Ontology annotation, molecular function: zinc ion binding; RNA polymerase II cis-regulatory region sequence-specific DNA binding; nuclear receptor activity. Lineage: Eukaryota; Metazoa; Chordata; Lepidosauria; Squamata; Anolidae. The record is from RefSeq and is a predicted model, not a curated record.
UCGCUCCGCUUUCCCUGAGCUUUUGCUCCGAAGCACGUGGAAGCAGCACUCGACAGCAAAAACGUUGCCUUCUGGAGCCUUAAACCCAUUUUGCAGCGGGGCGGGAGCAGAGCAGGCAGGCAGAGCACACACACGCGUCCAGAGAGAGAGAGAGGGAGAGAGAGAGAUCUACACACAUACCUACAGACACACAGAGAGAGAGAGGGAAGCAAGGAGGGCAAGCCAGCCGCAGAGGGUUCCCCUUUGAGCGCAUCCUCCUCCCUUGGUCGCCCGUUUGGGAAACCCAGUCUUUCCCUCUCUUGCCACACAACACAACAUCCUCAGAGCAUUUCCCUUCUCCCUCUUUUCUCUCCACCUUCACAACGGGAGGAAAAGAGACACGCCAUGGAUAACAAUUCAGGUGGUGUGAUACUCUAUGUGGGCUCAACAGCUGGCUCCAGCCCCACUCCAGGCAGCCCUCCCAAUGGAUAUCUGGUGCCUUCGCCCCAACAUUCACUGCCCUCUUCUUUGGAAGAGCUGACUCUUACUGAGAUUGGGGCCAUCAAACCCCAGCGGGCCAGCUCCCCUUCUUCGCCCAAGGUCGCCUUCCAAUUUCCUGAAGGGAUUCGCUACCCCAACAAGGGCCAGUCACCACCAACACAGAGCAGGGUGCCUGCUGCCAAACAGAACGGAGCCUCUGGCACUUUCACGAAAACAGGGGGUAUGGUGUUGCUCUGCAAGGUUUGCGGUGACAUUGCCUCUGGUUUCCACUAUGGUGUCCAUGCUUGUGAAGGUUGCAAGGGGUUCUUUCGGCGAAGCAUACAGCAGAACAUCAACUACAAGAUGUGUGUGAAGAAUGAAAACUGCAUGAUCAUGCGGAUGAAUCGCAACCGCUGCCAGCAUUGCCGGUUCAAGAAGUGCCUGGCGGUGGGCAUGUCAAGAGAUGCUGUGCGUUUUGGACGCAUCCCUAAGCGGGAGAAGCAGCGUCUACUUGACGAGAUGCAGAGCUACAUGAACAGCUUGAAUGAGACCCCGAUGGAUGUUGGCCUGAGCCCGGAGACAGAUAAUGCCUCACCACCAAGCCCCAAUGCCCAGGAGGAGGAAGCCAUCAGUGCCAUCUCGAGGGCAUACCGUGACAUCUUCGUGAGUGGCCAGGACCGCCUUGGCAAGCAUGGUGGAUCCCCUGGGAGCGAGGCCUGUCCCUUGACCAACUACAAUGAACAGCAGCAGCUUAACAACUCUUAUGGCUAUGGGCAGCAGUAUGAGUCAGCCACCCUGCGUCUGUCCAGCUACAGUCCUCAAGAGCCAUCCAAUUAUGUGGACAACAGUCCCAGGUGCUUUGGCAAUGAGAUUUUCCAGGCUCAGCAGGCUGGCUAUUUGCACAAUGCUGGACAUUACCCAGGCCUUGAGUACAACUACCCUGAGGCCAAUCCCCAGAGGAGCUGCCCCUGGCGGGGGACACCUAGCAGAGGCAUUGCCUGUCCUCUGAAUGCCACCCCCUACUGUAGCAAUGGCAAGAGCAGUCAGCAAGUGUGGGAGGAGUUUUCGCAGUGCUUCACGCCAGCUGUCAAGGAGGUGGUGGAGUUUGCCAAGAGCAUCCCAGGCUUCCAGUCGCUCUGCCAGCAGGACCAAGUUAUGCUGCUCAAAGCAGGCACUUUCCAGGUGCUGAUGGUGCGCUUCUCUUCUCUAUUUAGUCCCAAGGAGAAAGUGGUGACCUUUUUGAGUGGGGAGACGUACUCACUCUGCAGCCUGCGUACCAUGGGCAUGGGCUCCCUGCUGGAUGCCAUGUUUGAGUUCAGCGAGAAACUCAGUUCCCUAGGCUUAGAUGCACAAGAAAUGGCACUCUUCAUGGCUGUGGUCCUUGUCUCAGCUGAUCGUUCUGGCAUCUCUGAUGUAGAUGCCGUUGAAAUCCUCCAGGAGACUUUAAUCCGGGCCUUGAGAACUCUAGUAACCAAGAAGCACCCAGAUGACUCCACACUCUUCCCCAAGCUGCUUCUUCGUCUUCCUGACCUGAGAACCCUCAACAACCAGCAUUCUGAGAAACUCCUUGCCUUCCGGAUCAACCCUUAAGCCCACUGGACCAGUUACUUAAUCCCUAAGCGAUUUGGGGGAAGAGAGGUGAAAAUCAACCAUCAAGCAAAUUGAAUGCAUUGGGACUACAUUUUGCUCUUGCAAGAAGAUUGCGAUGAUGACAGAAGAAGAACAGAAGGGAUCCGGCAACGGUGGAAAGCCGAUAGCCCAUUGCAGUUGGGUUCUGCUAGAGCAGAUCCCUCCCUGGUGAGGAGAUCAGAUGCAGGAGGAAGGGUCUGCGUUUCCCAGAUAGCGCUCUCCGUGGCACUGUGUGGAUUGAAGAUCAUUUCUUUGCUAGAGGAGAUCAAACAAAUGAACUGGACACAAGUACUGUGUUGUUUCUAACUGUGUGUGUACAUAUAUAUCUUCCUUUCCAUACGAACUUGUUGAUGUUGUAUUCUGUAUAUAAGGAUACCAGGCAUACUGUACAUAAUAAUUAGCAAUGGUAGCUCUCAAGGACAGGAAAAUGCAGGCCAUCUUGAUGAGGCAAUUAUUGAAGCUUAGUUUCCUUCCUUAAUCCGCAUGCUACCAACAGCACCAUGUUUCCAAGUUUCCUUUUUCUUUCUUUCUUUCCUGAAGCCUCUGUUCCCUUUGGUGAUUUUUUCCUGAAGAAGGGAUAAGUUCACAUGGGCUAGGUGCUAAAACUUUAUCUUAAGAGACAUUUAAUAUAUACUGCAAAUUUUGCUGGGUAGGUGUUAUAUUCGGAUGUGAAGUAGAACUACUUGGGCCAGUUUUCCACCUCCAACUCUGACUAAGUGGGGCCACAGUCCUUUUUUUUGUCUUGUCUGAUGUGAGUGUCUAUUAUUGAUAUAGCAUAUAUAGUAGAUAUAUAUUUAUAUUUUGUAAAUGUUUCAAACAAAACACACAAGGGGCUUCCACCAGUUUGUAGGUAGAGUUACACUCUCUGAGAUGGCUGCGACAUGCUGUCCCGGCUGGAAGUGGAGCAAGGAUGCGGAGAUGCUUAGUAGGAUUGGAGGGCAGCUUCUCAAAAGGAGGAGGAGAGCCGUUGUUUGUUUGGAUCCAAGCUUUGGAUCAUCCAGGUUCUUUCCAUGCCAAGAAAGUUUUAAGAGAAAUGAGCAACAGUUUGUUCAGCCAUUAGGAAGAAAGGGCUAAGCAAAUACUCUAAUGCCGUCCUGCCCAACCAUACUGGUUUCUUCCAGGCAAUGGUGCUUUUCCUUUUCAUGAAGGAUGAAGCUAUGAGUGCUCUCUCCCAGGGUCCUAAUACUCAGCAUCCCAUCCUGACCUCUAGAUCUCGUCCCCUUCUAGGACAGGGCAUAAACCCCCUGAGUCCUGGCUGUUUCCAAGCUGCCUUUGAUCACAUUCAACCCCAUCUUUAAUUCCAGAGUUCCAAAUAUAAUUCCAGACUUUUGGCUGAUUACUCUUUUGUCAUAAUUAAUAGAUUGCCUUCCUUAGAAGGGGAUAGAGAGUAACCUUGGAAUGACUCAUUCCAGCUUCUUCCUCAUUCUUGGGGCUGUGUGUUCUGCGCACUUUAUAAUUAAAUAAUAUUUUUCUGAAAAGCAACCCAGAUUUCUGUGCCAUGAAAUGCCUAAAUCUGUAUGAUCUGGAUGACUUAUGCAAAUUGAAGCUGAUACUUUCUUUUACUCUGCCCAAUUUAUUCUGCUUCUACUUGGGAGGCACAGGACACUGGAACACUUUCUGUGGAUCUCUGGAAACAUCUCUGUCCUCAUCAGAACUUCCCACCCCCAAAAUGCACAUGAGGGUGGCAGAUCCAUGUGUAAAGUGUACACGUGAUUUAGAGCACCACCAGGCCAGAUGGGAAAGUGGUGUGUGGAAUACCGAGCCCUCACUCACUUACCAGUCUUCACUCCGCAGUUCAUUUCCCCCAACCUCCAGGCUCCUCCAAUACCAGCUGAGAAAAAAGUGCCUGGGGGAAAGAGCGGUGGAGAGGAAAAUGGUAGGCAUUGUGGUGUGGGCACACCACUUCUCAUUGUGUGCCCUUGUAGCACUUUAAACUAUAUUCUUCUCAUUUCUGUGGCACACUUUUUGAAAGGGGGUUGGCAGGAAAUGGCUAUUGUCAUCAUCCUGUGCAGUUUGGGACCUGGGAUUUUCCUUCGCAACGGCCAACUUUCAAAAGAUUUCUCCCCCUUGGCCACAAAUGCUAUCAACUUGCUUCAAAAAUUAAAGCUGCUAAUUCCAGAUUCCACACAUGGAGGAUGAUGGAUUUGCAGAAACAUGGAUUGCAUACAGUUUUGUUGAUCCAAAAAUAUCAAGAACUGGUUUUCUCAGCUGUCAUUAUGGGGCAGAGGGGGAAGUCUGUUAAAGUAGGUGACCAAAAAAGGGGGCCUGGACUCCCCUUUUCUGCCCAAUAGAAACCCCACCCCCACUUUUCCAUUUUGGCUGUGGUCAGCCAGUCCUGUUCUCUGCAUUGGUACAUAUCAGGGUUUUUCAUCCCAAUUACAGGAGCUCUCAUAGCACGUUUCGAUCACCCUCCUGUGUUGCAUGAUACGGGGUGUAUUUGUGUUCUCUGCAGGGUGGGAGGGACACUGUUGCUGCUGUUCAACACUGCUUUUCAAUAAAACCAGACGUUGCACUUUUCUUAGAAGUCUAGAAGAAGAAAAAAAGUAUGUUUAUAACAGAGAGUUACCUCCUUAAACCGGAGUAUAUUUGCUGCAAAGGGAAAAUAGAAAGAGUUUUAUUUGCUGCUGUUGCUGCUGCUGCUGGGGGUCAAAAAGACUCGCAAAAGAUACCGACAAGAAAGAAAGAGAUAGAGAGAGAGUUUAUUUUUUGUCUAAUAUUGAAGUGCAAUAAAUACAUUAAAAUUAAAUGAAAUAAAUACUUGCUUAACAGUGAGACAA